UCCAUUUUACAUUUACCUUUAUCAAAGCAGAGGCAGAGCAUGUGUAAUUUGUCACCAAACACUUGUUACUUCCACCGCCAUAGCUCUUCUGCGUAUAUAUAAUAAACCUAAACUUGUCAAGAAUUUCAACAAAUACUCUCUUUGACUAUAGGAAGAAAUAGAAAUAGAAAUAGACAUAGACAUAGAAAUGGGAAGCUUAGAGGAAGAUGAGUUGGUACAAAUGGUACACGACUUUAUAGAGUCUGAUCAUUCACCUAAUUCAGCUACAACUUUCAUCACUUCCUCUAAUCAUCACCCUUUACACAAUCGAUCCCAAUAUUUUAUUUUGAAGGAUAUUCUGAGGAGUGAUACAACAUCAACAGAAGCUAAAGUUAUGAAGUAUGUGUUGAAGCAUCUUAGAGGCAAACAUGGUUCUGAUAAAACAACAAUUCUUAGUAGAUGGCUUGUUAAGAGAAUGAGAAAAGAUGGUCUCAUUGCUUCUCUGUAUCAAACAUCUUGGUCUACCUCCUUAGGAUGUCCUGCUGGUGAAUACGAAUAUAUUGAAGUCAUAAUUGAAGAUGAGAACAAUAUUGAUGAUCCUAUGAGGCUUAUAGUAGAUAUAGACUUUAAGUCCCAAUUUGAACUUGCAAGGCCAACACAAUACUACAAAGAAUUAAUAGACUCAUUACCAUUAAUCUUUGUUGGGAGAGAGAACAAAUUAUGCAAGAUAAUUUCUUUGCUAUGUUCAGCUGCCAAACAGUCCCUAAGAGAAAAGGGUUUACAUGUACCACCAUGGAGAACAACUACAUACAUGCAAUCAAAAUGGCUCUCUGGAUGUCGUAAAGAGCCUAAUCCUGUUGGUGAUGGUUUUGGAAUUGGAGAUAAUAUUAUUAAUGGUAACAGUAACAGUAACAGUAACAGUAACAUGGUAGUUUCUAUAGUGAAGCCAAAUAAAAGAGAUUUAGGUGGUGAAUCUGGAUUGUCUAGUCAAUUGUCUAACAUGAGCAUAAAUUGUUGCUAGCUUCUAUGUUAGAUGAUGAGGACUACUCGAUUUUGGCGUUUUAUUGCUAUUCUUAGAUCAAAUAGUUUCUAUCUAAUGAAUAUCUUUUUCUUAUGCAAGUCAAUUUUUUGUUUUGUUUUAA
Molecule: messenger RNA, 1121 nt
Organism: Medicago truncatula (barrel medic)
Lineage: Eukaryota; Viridiplantae; Streptophyta; Magnoliopsida; Fabales; Fabaceae
Exons: 3
Coding region: 188-1000 (270 amino acids)
Source: RefSeq, a predicted model, not a curated record